UUAAAGUGAAAUUUACUUUCAAAAUAAAGAUAAAGUUGAAGUCAGUGAAAAUAAAUUGAGUUCAAAGAUAUCCAAAAGAUACAGAAUUAAUAAGUGAAGACAUAAAACAGAACUUGUGAGACCAAAGAAUUCAGUUAAAAUUCAAUUAAAAAUGUUCCCAAACAUACUCAAACAAGAAGCACAAAUGGCAACACGCUUAAGAUUGCCACAAAUUUCAUACGAUGCGGUGACAAACAUGCUUAAAAAUAGCAGAGUAGCUGCAAGCUUAACACAAUUCAAGAACAAUGCAUACGAACGUGCUAUUGGUCAGCAUUUACACAAAUCAGCAACACCUCACGAUGAUCCCACAAGAUUCGGUGACUUUGAAGUCCGAGGACGAGUUAGUGACUUUUGAAUGCCUUAACACUUGAAUCUAGAAAAACCUGUGUGAUUUAAUGUACUUAAUAAAAUUAUUAUAAGUGUUUCUUUUGAAGUUUAGUAUUAGAGUGGAA
Chironomus riparius is the source of this 491-nucleotide messenger RNA. The record is from the annotation of a GenBank genome assembly. NCBI's taxonomy places the organism in Eukaryota, Metazoa, Arthropoda, Insecta, Diptera, Chironomidae.